GCCCAUCCAUCUCCAACCACACCGCAGCCAUGGCCGAAACAGCAGACACCCCUCCCCAGGAGGUCCUCCAAGAGACCGCAGAACAACAACCAGAGGGUUCCGAAACCGCCCUCGUGCCCACCGACGAAGCCCAAAAGAAAACCAAAAAGAUCAUCCGCCGCAAACGCCGUCCAGCUCGCCCCCAAGUCGACCCAGCCACCAUCAAAUCCGAACCUCCCCCGCAGACCGGCCAGAUCUUCAACAUCUGGUACAACAAAUGGAGCGGAGGCGAUCGCGAGAACUCCUACUUGAGUAAAACCGCCGCGGUCUCGCGGUGCAACAUCGCGCGAGACAGCGGAUACACGCGCGCCGACAAAGUGCCGGGGUCCUACUUCUGUUUGUUUUUCGCACGCGGUGUGUGUCCGCGCGGUGCGGAAUGCGAGUACCUUCACCGGUUGCCGACGCUGCAUGAUCUUUUUAACCCGAAUGUGGAUUGUUUUGGCCGGGAUAAGUUCAGCGAUUAUCGCGAUGAUAUGGGUGGUGUGGGUUCGUUUACGAGACAGAAUCGGACGCUGUAUGUUGGACGUAUUCAUGUGACGGAUAAUAUCGAGGAGGUGGUGUCUCGGAAUUUCGCCGAAUGGGGACAGAUUGAUCGCAUUCGUGUGUUGACGUCACGGGGUGUGGCGUUCGUGACUUAUACCAAUGAAGCGAAUGCGCAGUUUGCUAAGGAGGCCAUGGCGCAUCAGAGCUUGGAUCACAGUGAGAUAUUGAAUGUGCGGUGGGCUACGGUGGAUCCGAAUCCAUUGGCGCAGAAGCGGGAGGCGAGGAGGUUGGAGGAGCAGGCGGCCGAGGCGGUGCGGAGGGCCUUGCCGGCGGAGUUUGUUGCGGAGUUGGAGGGAAGAGAUCCGGAAGCCAAGAAGAGGAAGAAGAUCGAGGGUACCUAUGGCUUGCAGGGAUAUGAGCCGCCGGAUGAGGUGUGGUUCUCCCGGGCCAAGGAGUUGGAGGAUGCCGGGAGGGCGGGCCAGUUGGAGGCUCCGGAGCAGCCUUUGAUGAUUGAGCCUGCAUCUUCGUCGACGGCUUUUGCUCCUCAGGAGCCUGAGAGCAGUGGCAUUUUCUCCAGCUCUUCCGUCGCAGCGUUGAAGGGUCUAGCAGGCGGCAGUGUCACAACACAGCAGGCACCCAAAGCCGCUGGGCCGCUGGUCGCUUACGGGAGUGACGAUGAUAGCGAGUGAUUGACGUACAUUAAUGCAUUCUUACCUGUACUAUAGCAAAGAUACCUGAAAAUGUGCUUUACUGGGUUCAUCCAUUAUAUGGCUUCUAUUGAUGGCUAAUAUAAACGCUUGUUUGCAUGGCAUAAUCGU
This is a messenger RNA of Aspergillus ibericus CBS 121593, 1340 nucleotides long. It is a transcript of the gene cwc2, whose product is annotated as active spliceosome conformation promoter CWC2. The transcript has a single exon. The coding region runs from base 30 to 1211 and encodes 393 amino acids. The record is from RefSeq and is a predicted model, not a curated record. Gene Ontology annotation, molecular function: U6 snRNA binding; pre-mRNA binding; metal ion binding. Gene Ontology annotation, cellular component: U2-type catalytic step 1 spliceosome; U2-type catalytic step 2 spliceosome; Prp19 complex. Lineage: Eukaryota; Fungi; Ascomycota; Eurotiomycetes; Eurotiales; Aspergillaceae.